CGAUGACUGAAUAAGACAAUCUGAUGCAGGUUAUGAGACUUCAAGUAGCGUACCUGUUUUAUUCAUUAACAUUUUGUUUUAGACAAUUUUAAUGGAUAAUACAUUGAAUGUAACAUUUAUAACUCUUGGUGGGUAUGUGGAAGUGGAAAAAUACAGAUAUGUUUAUUUUGUGAUCAUGUUUACAGCAUAUAUUCUAAUUAUUUGCAGUAAUUCUACUAUUGUGUUCAUCAUAAUGAUUCACAAAUCCCUCCAUGAGCCUAUGUACAUUUUCAUUGCAGCUCUGUUAAUCAACUCUGUUCUUUUCAGCACUGCUAUCUACCCAAAGCUUCUGAUUGACUUUUUAUCUGAAAAACAGAUCAUAUCAUAUUCAGCCUGUCUCUUUCAGUGGUUUAUAUAUUACUCUCUAGCUGGUUCAGAAUUCUUACUGUUGGCAGCCAUGGCCUAUGACAGGUAUGUGUCAAUAUGUAAACCUCUGCAAUAUCCAACUAUCAUGAGAAAAACAACUGUCAAUCUUUUCUUGGUUUUGGCUUGGCUUGUGCCUGAUUGUCAGCUUGCAGUGCCAAUUGUACUGAAUGCUAAUAAAAAACUCUGUAACUUUACUUUAAAAGGAAUAAUUUGCAACAGCACAGUUUACAAACUUCACUGUGUGAGUUCAGGAGUGCUAAAUAUAUAUGGCUUGAUUGUUUUUGUAAAUCUUGCACUUCUCCCUGUGCUCUUCAUACUUUUCACAUACACCAGGAUAUUCAUAAUAUCCUAUCGAAGUUGUAGAGAAGUCAGGAGAAAAGCUGCACAGACCUGUUUACCCCACCUGAUAGUUUUAAUCAACUUUUCCUGUUUAACUGCAUAUGAUGUACUGCUACUACGACUGGAAACUGAUUUCCCCCAAACUGUACGUUUAAUUAUGACGUUACAAAUAGUAAUGUAUCAUCCUCUCUUUAAUCCAAUUAUGUAUGGCCUAAAAAUGAAAGAAAUUUAUAAACACCUCAAGAGAUUGUUCUGCAAAAUGGUCUGAUGGAUUAACACUGAUAACUGUUGUUGAUCAUUGUUUUGUGUUAUAAUAAAGCAGAGAUGUGAUUUCUCUGAACAUGUAAAGGCUUGUUUCUAAAACACUAAUGCACAGAGCAUCUUCCACUUCAGCGAUUUAAUGAUAAGUACUAAACACUUUGCUGCAGUUUUUCAAAAACCUAAAGGUACAUUUUUAGUGUAACAGGUAAUCACAAGUUUAAUUAUGUAUUUCCAGUUUGUUUUUAAUUAACUCUGAGUGACUGGGUCUCUGAGUGUAUUGUUAAAGUUUAUAAUGGCCAUAAAAUAUACAUGUUAACCCAUUAAUGACUAACAACUAUAUUUAGUAUGUUAAGGAAAAGGCCCUCAGAAUUUCUUCUGUUAGAAGUGGAAACACAAAAUUUGCUGUGGAAACUGUCAAGACAUGCAGUUACACAUGACAAAAAUAAAAAUGUUUGAUUUCACAUA
Siniperca chuatsi (mandarin fish) is the source of this 1470-nucleotide messenger RNA. RefSeq names its product olfactory receptor 11A1-like. The transcript has a single exon. Gene Ontology annotation, biological process: G protein-coupled receptor signaling pathway. Gene Ontology annotation, cellular component: membrane. Gene Ontology annotation, molecular function: olfactory receptor activity; G protein-coupled receptor activity. Bases 92 to 1012 code for a protein of 306 amino acids. The record is from RefSeq and is a predicted model, not a curated record. Lineage: Eukaryota; Metazoa; Chordata; Actinopteri; Centrarchiformes; Sinipercidae.